Molecule: messenger RNA, 4742 nt
Organism: Pieris brassicae (large cabbage white)
Lineage: Eukaryota; Metazoa; Arthropoda; Insecta; Lepidoptera; Pieridae
Product: integral membrane protein GPR180-like
Exons: 7
Coding region: 190-1740 (516 amino acids)
Biological process (GO): response to pheromone; G protein-coupled receptor signaling pathway
Source: RefSeq, a predicted model, not a curated record
UUAAUAUUGGGAAGGUACUUUAAUUUUAUUCAAUAUUGUGGCUUGUAAUUAUACAUAUGAAAUUCGUUAUAACUAUAUUAAUGUGAAUGGACUGGUAAAUUAUGCAAAUUUGAGAAAAGUGUAUCAUUAAAAAUGAUGGAAAUAGUAUUGGCUGACAUCUAACAUAGGAUCGAUUGAAAUAAUUGCAAAAUGCAGCUACGAAUUUUUACUUUAUUAUUUAUCUCUAUAAAUCAUGGAGUGUAUUCAACGCACAUUAAAGGAGAUUUUUCUACUGAUGAAUUCUUCAAGUUUUUAGUGAAGUUUGGAUUUCAGAAGACCGAGAUACAUAAUCAGAAGGAAACAUAUGGUUAUAUAUUUGGAAACAUAACAUCUAGGAAUCAUUUUAAGUAUCCUAUUACAUUUGCCGUUUUAGAUAGAAAGCAUUUCAUUCAUUAUUAUAAUAGUCGUGAUAUUAUUGACAAGGAAACAGCAUGUCAAACUAUGUUUCAAAAUUUAAAUGCAUCAGCUUAUCAUCCAAAGUGCAAUGCCUAUGGGCAGGACUUGUUUCGAAGGAUACCCUGUCAAAAAAAUAAGCUCUGUGUUGAUGAGGACAUGCCAUGGAAUGUAAUAAAAUAUAACCAAUUUACAUAUGUCAUUCAAAAUAGUGGACAACCAAGGUUUUGGUAUGUCUCAAUGGUAUCAUGUUACCUGGAUGAAGAGAGUUGUUCCUGGCAUCACUAUUCAGGGGCACCAACAGCAGACAACAAAACACUAACAGAGAUACCGCAAUUAAUACAAUACGACUUUUGGCUUGUUAAUGGAAGUCCAAAUCUGUCUUUGUAUAACUCUAUGCUAUACCAAUUUUCUUUUGAUAGAAAGAACACUUUGGAAUUGUACCUACUUUUCUGGUUGUGCUAUAUUAUAUUGGUGCCAGUGCAGAUAUAUGCUGUUAGAAUUCAGAGGCACCCAGUAACUAAGCUGUUCACAUCAAGUUUGAUGUUAGAGUUUAUCGCCCUUUGCUUCAAUGUGCUUCAUACCAUGAAAUUUGCUGCUGAUGGUGUUGGAUUCCCCGGUUUGGCGGUAGCUGGUGAUAUAUUUGAUAUUAUGAGUAGGACACUUUUUAUGCUCCUAUUACUUCUAUUGGCAAAAGGCUGGGCUGUGACAAGACUUGAACUAACACAUAAACCAUUAGUUUUUGGAGUUUGGAUGGUGUAUGGAAUUGUUCAUGUUCUUCUCUAUGUUUGGAAUACGACGGAAGUGGAUAUAGUAGAAGAAAUCGAUGAAUACCAAACGUGGCCUGGUUGGCUCGUGCUAACAUUGCGAGUUGCGAUCAUGAUAUGGUUCGUGUUGGAACUACGUAAUACAAUGAUGUAUGAACACAAUAUGCCGAAACUGAAUUUUCUUUUGCACUUCGGCGCUUCGAGCCUUGUUUGGUUCGUUUAUUUGCCCAUAAUAGCGCUUAUUGCUCUGCAAAUAAGCCCUUUGUGGCGAUUCAAGUUUAUAUUAGGUAUAACAUAUUCAGCUGAUUGCCUGGCGUUUUGCGUGAUGGCACACCUUCUAUGGCCGACACGGUCAGAGCAGUACUUAUUAUUGGCGCCUCCUGAUUAUACGGCGGGCAUCGAAGAAUUGGACGAGUUCAGUGAAUCACCUCACGUAGUACAUAGCGAUACGGUAGCAUUAACAGCUGCCGAAAGCAUCAACGCUGAUGAUGAAGAGGUUAUAUUCACGCGCCCGCACAAAAAUGGCGUCGCGUUCUCAUAGCAACGUCCUGAGAUGGUACGUUAAUUACGCCGUCAAGGUGACUGCCGGUUUUAACCGCGGUUUUUUGGUCAAAACAAAUGCAGUCGUCAUUGAAUGGCCGUUAAGAUCGUUCCGAUACCAAUGUGCCAAAAUAAACUUUUAGCACUGUAAAGGCAUUUGCGGUUUUUCCCACGACGAAUUAGACAAUAAUCCAGUCUUGAGUUAACAUCGGAGUCUUAUUUGCUGUUUUGCAAUUAACCGCGCGGAAAAACCGUACUAUAACGUAACAGACAUUCCUAGAAAAUAAUUUAUUUUUCCACAGAAUUAUGGAAAAUUGUUGAAAUUGUUUGUAUGAAAUUUUAUUUCUAUUUUAACAAACGGACCAUACUUAAAAAGGUUUCGAAGCUUUCGUAUAUUUAAGAAAAUAGUCUUUAGUUAAAACUCUUAUUAGCUGAUAGCAUAUAUAAUUAUAUAUAUAUAUAUAUAUGUACACCACUCAUAAUUUAUAACCCCCAGGUACUGUAUCUAAAGUAUAUAUAAAGCGUGGACUAUAUAUUAGUUUUAUUUAAAUAAUACUUCAAUCGUAUAUAAACUUUUCAAGAAUAGUUAAUAAUUAUCAAGGAACUGCCACAUCAAGGUCCUUCGCAGUUCUUCAUUUUCGUUUACUGUAGAAAAAAUAUACAACAAACAGUAUGUUUAGUGCAUUUUUUAUAACGGGCGUUCAAAGAGAAACGACCCGGACCAAUUGAUUUUGGAUAUAGAACCUGUUUAGUACUACUGCAGCUUUCGUUGAUCAAAUCGGUUGAUACUAGUCAAUUUGUUAUAGGUGAAAAAAUGUUUCGAGGAAGUCACAGCCUUAUAGAAAAGUAAUUUAAAAUCGACAUCGUAGAAUAAAAUACUGAACUGCGUAAUUAAUUUCGGCGUGAGAAAAAUCCUGCCAUUUUACUAUUCCGAAUAUGUUAGCUCACGUGCCCAUUUAAAUAAAAUUUGAUGGUUUUUGCCCAUCCCUAAAAUGAAAUGUUUUCUUCGGCUAUUUUUUUGAUAUCUCUUACACUGUGUAAGUUUUCAUUAGUCCUGAUGCGUAGUAUAAGUAUUACAUGUCUUUAAAGAAACAUGAGCAAUUAUAAUAGUGAUUUUAAUAAAUUUUUAAAUGAGGUUUUCCUCGGAUAUUGAACAAUGUAAGUAAUUUAUUUGAAAGCUUUGCUCGCUUAUGUUUUUAUAAUUUGCUUUAAUUUAUUUUGUAGUUAUAAUCGUGCCAACGUUUUAGUAAAAUCAGUUUAUUAACAUCACAUUUUAAAUAUGCUUAUUAGAUGUUUUUUUAUUGUCUAUGGUACUCUAGGGUUAAUUUUUGAACUAUUUGUGUCUAUUUUCGAAUAUUUGUAAAUACGAAGUUAAUUGGUACGUUUAUCCUCUUAUUAAGUCAGUAUUUCUGUCAAGAGUACUUCAGUUAAAAUAAAUAAGACUGAUUUAUAAAUUCGAUAUUAAAAAUAUUACUUGAAUCGAAUUUUAUGAUCUGUCAUUCAUUUCUCUAUGAAAUUUAGAUUUUAGACAGCGUUCAAAUAUCGGCUUUGUCGGAAAUUAAAAAAAUAAAUAAUCAAAUCUUGUUUUGUUUUACUUUAAUGUUAAAAUUUAACAAAUGCUUUAUAUAACACUGCCACAGCAGCUUUUGUUAUAGUCUGUGUUAAGAAUUGAAGUAUUCAUCUAAUACAUAUUAAUAGGAAACAUUGUUGUUAUUACACAAAAUAAACGGGGUUCAAUGUAACUGUUACUGUUAAUAUCGAAAACUUGAAGCCUUACAAAACUUAUUAAUAAAACAAAAAAAUCUUUGAUUUCAUACUAAAUCUGUCGAAGAUACACAGCUAAAACAUAGACUAAAUAUAGAACUGUUUUUCUUACGUGAUAACAACUUUUUUAUCCAAAAACAAUGCUCUAAAUUUUGUUGUUGAAGUUUAUCACUUAACUGUCAAUAGCCAACAACAGGUUACAGGCAACAUAUUGCAUAUUACUGUAAUACUUUUUCCGGCCCUUCUCAACAGAACUUACUUAUUUUAUUUGACUACACCCCGGACUAAAACAACGUCGAUAACUGAAAAAAUCGGAUUCCGUAAAACGUUAUACAAUCUAAAUGUCAAAUGUCUCCUUAAAACACACUAAUGUCAGUUUAGGGUUUCACCACUUAAAAGUUUAAAUGAACUAAUUAUUUUUAAAUGCAGCUAUGUUAUAUUAUAUUAUCUAUUAUACUUUUAUAUAUGUUAGUAUUGUAAAGUACAAGAGGAUCUCUUUAUACUCUCUUUAGCCUCUUGGAGAGCCAAGUCGAAAUCGUAAAUGGUCAGCCAUUUGAUGAGUGUUAGUUCAAUGUUAAACAUCUCUUAAUCUUAAAGACUCAAUUUUUUAGUUGACCGUUACAGUAUAGUAAUAGUUAAAUUAUUAAUUCAGAUACAAAUUUUAGAUACAGAUAUCAUAACACUAGCCAUGAGUCAAACCGCAGUACAUAUGAAAAGACUACAUACAAUAUUAAUAAUCGUACUUAUAAGCUGUUGAAAAGUGUCAACAUUCCAUUGGCAAUACUGACAUAACAAAGAAAAAAACUGGACCAAGUUUGAUUAUGUGAGUAAAAUUAAAGGUAAAUUAAUUAAAUCUGCCAAUGAACUAAUGGAAAUGUAUACAUAUAAUUUUACACUUUUACGUCACAAUUCACAUUAAAACGCCAAGCUAAAUCGCAACAAUAAAAAUCUUUGUCAUGCUUAGUAUUGCCAUUAUAGAAAUAUAUAAAUUAAUUUUGACACUUCAACAAACACAUGUAUUGUAUAUGUCGCAGCCAACUAGUUUAAUUAGCCGUUCAAUUAGCCGUUUAACUAGCGGCCUGAAAGAUGGUCAGCCAGUUGAUCGAACUACUAGGCAAAUGACUUGGAUCGAUGACGUUUCAUCACAUACCUAGCUUGUUAGUUUAAAUUUAAUUCCACUUUCUGCCACUCUCAAACUCGAAACGAAAGUCUUCUAACUGUCAAUAUGGCGUCGGCAGA